Brassica rapa (field mustard) is the source of this 849-nucleotide messenger RNA. Its product is annotated as calcium-binding protein CML42. The record is from RefSeq and is a predicted model, not a curated record. Lineage: Eukaryota; Viridiplantae; Streptophyta; Magnoliopsida; Brassicales; Brassicaceae. Gene Ontology annotation, molecular function: calcium ion binding.
GUACAUGGCGGGCCAGACAUAGUCAACGUCGGCAAAAACGGACUUCUUUUUCCCAUUUGUUUCUCUUCUAUAUUUAGUCCCAACUGAGUAUCAUCUCACAACCAAGAAGAAAGAAGAAGUCAUAGUCAAGGAAGAGGAUAAAUGGAGAGCAACGGCGAUAACAAGAGAGUUAAUAUACAAUCAUCACCAUCCUUCAGGCUUCGAAGCCCAAGCCUAAACGCACUUCGUCUCCAACGCAUCUUCGACUUAUUCGACAAAAACGGCGACGGUUUCAUCACCGCCGAUGAGCUAAGCCAAGCUCUCUCCCAUCUCGGUCUCAACGCCGAUCUCUCUGACCUCUUAUCCACCGUCGAAUCCUACAUCCAGCCUGGUAACGCCGGUCUCAACUUCCACGACUUCUCUUCUCUCCACAAGACCCUCGACGACUCUUUCUUCGGAGGAGCAGGAGACAACGACGACGACGAUCCUUCCUCCACCUCUGCUGACGAGUCGGAUCUCGCGGAAGCGUUUAAGGUGUUUGACGAGAACGGCGACGGGUUUAUAUCGGCUAGGGAGUUGCAGACGGUUUUGAAGAAGCUUGGGUUGCCUGAAGGAGGGGAGAUGGAGAGAGUGGAGAAGAUGAUUGUUUCCGUUGACCGGAAUAAGGAUGGUCGCGUUGACUUUUUCGAGUUCAAGAACAUGAUGCAUGCCGUCGUUAUCCCUUCUUGACUUCAAUAAAAACAAAUUUUAUUUUCCAAUAGGAUUGUUAAUUAAUUACUUUUUCUCAACUGAAUUUUCUAUGUAAUGAUCUGAUUAAAAAUUUAAUAAACUUGUAGCAUUUGAAUUUUAGUUUAAUUAUAGAUUGGAGAA